Aplosporella prunicola CBS 121167 is the source of this 841-nucleotide messenger RNA. RefSeq lists its product as uncharacterized. The transcript has a single exon. Bases 238 to 729 code for a protein of 163 amino acids. Lineage: Eukaryota; Fungi; Ascomycota; Dothideomycetes; Botryosphaeriales; Aplosporellaceae. The record is from RefSeq and is a predicted model, not a curated record.
CCCCGGUAGUAGAGCUUGCUAAUGCUCCUGUAUCUCUCCUGACCGGCCGUGUCCCAUAUCUGCAGGCGCACGACGGUAGACGUGUCAAUGUCGACGACCUUCUUGGUGAGAAAAGAAGCGCCGACGGUCGAGGUCGUGUUGGCAAAGGCGUUCUUCACGUAGCGGUGCACGAGACUCGUCUUGCCGACGCCCUGCGAACCGAGCACGACGAUCUUCGCUUCGAGGUCGUGGCCAGCCAUGGUAGUUGUAGAUUUCGGCGCGGCGUCGCUUUUGGCGGUGGUGGGAGUUUGCGCGGCAGAGAAAAGAGUGGCAGGGCAGGAUGGAGGGAUGGCGGACGGGCGGUGCUGGCCUAAAGCCGGGGGCGGUCUUCACUGCGGCGGCGCGACCCUGAGGCGCACAGGCUAUGAUCGGCUCUCUUCGGUGCCCAAGAUGGAGGAAGUGUGGCGCUGGGCUGUCGCAACCAUCAUUCAGCAGAGAGGGCGAGGGACGAGGCUGCUGGUGGUGUUGAAGUUGGUUGUCGCAUCGACAGAUGACAAACUGCGGAAGUGGACCUCGUGCGCAAUGGGAUGCAUGUUAUUAGCGUCAGACUGGGGGCGGGCUGACUGCGCCUCCUGCCUGCCUGCCAUCAGCCUCAAGCCCUUUUAUACCACGGCUGCCGCGCGAAGCCAGGGCGCGCCGUUACAGGAGCACCGUGCUCGGGAAUGUCGUGUUGCCGCCCAGCGCGACUGACAAAUGCGCGCGUCUGGUUCGCCUUUGGGCGUGCGCUCAUAAUGUGGGGUAGAUCGGUCUCCAAUGAGCCGAGGUGAGAUAGCCGUGUCCCAUACCUAUCGCUAGCAGUCCC